Papilio polytes (common Mormon) is the source of this 1757-nucleotide messenger RNA. RefSeq names its product torso-like protein. Lineage: Eukaryota; Metazoa; Arthropoda; Insecta; Lepidoptera; Papilionidae. Bases 273 to 1295 code for a protein of 340 amino acids. The transcript is spliced from 5 exons. The record is from RefSeq and is a predicted model, not a curated record.
GCGCGUAAAUGCGGCCAUGUUUAAAAAUAAAUUAUUUUUAAUCGUUACUAUCAAAAGGCGAAGGUCUUUCAAAUACAGCCAGUAGUUCAGUGUGAACAAAACCGAAUGUCUAGGGAUGUUCACCAAUAGUUUGAAGCGUACACGACUAAUCGCUCAGGUCAAGUUCAUUUUGUGUUUACUCCGUGUUAACAUUAGCAAAAUGUGAAAAAAACUCAGUUGAUAUGCCGCCUCCACGCGGCAUACUUUAUUAAAACAUGAAUAAUUAGUUCAAAAUGACUUUUUGGUUGUAUCUCGCGGUCUUUCUGUGCGGUGGGUUGUGUCAGAGUGAAGAGAGUGAUUUAGGAUACGGUUUGAAUAUUGGAAAUGCUAUCGACGUGUUCGCCAACUAUGGAGAUCUCUCGCAAGUUACACAAGUGGUAUCCGCUGAUUACGAGGAAGAAAGCCCCGAGCACGUGGAACCAUUCAGAGAGAAGAAUAUACGUUUAUUCUUAAACACCAGCAGCCGACAGGUCUCGGGAGAAACGAUGAUCGAUAUGAACAUCUUACUUUGUGAAACUUUCGAUGACCUCUUAGCGACUUACUUCGAAAACUUUAGAAUAGAAGGAACAGACAAGCCUUGGAAAGCGUUCUUAGGCGAUUGGAUACUCGACGAAAUAAUGCGGGCAUUCGGUAUCGAAUACGACAGUAAACCUGACAACUGUUGCUAUGUGCUGGUCAAACUAAUGAAAGUCCAUAAGUCUGUGCAAUUGGAUAGUUUGGAAAAUGUCACCGUCAGAGAAUAUGUUAAAAGGGCUAUAGACAAACUAAAUGUGAGCGAUACUAGCGAAAUUAGAAGAUUUAUGAAGAGCUAUGGAACACACUACAUCGAUUCCUAUGUUACUGGGAAUUUUAUUUAUCAAGUUUUUAAAUAUAAGCGGACAGGCUACAACCUUCUCCGAGCGUAUAUUCGGCAACGCAACAUGCGUCACUCAAGUUCUGAUAAUCUGCGAUUCUAUUUCUCAUCGUAUUUCCUCAAACAAGUCGGAGAAAUACGGAUAGCCAGUGGUAACAAAACAGUGGAGACAUGGGCAAAGACGAACUUAAGGGACAGCCAAUACUUAUAUUCGAGACCAAGUCUUCUUCGGUUGCAUUACAAUCCAAUAUUAGCGUUUAAAUUAAACGAUUUGUUAGACAACGGGGCAUUACUUGGUCUUGGUCUUAAAACUCUAAAACCAUUGUUCAAAGACCCGCGUAAAGCCAACAUGUUCGCUGAGAUUAUAGAAAACGAUAUGAAACUAUGGGAAGUUAACGCUUAAGAUUAAUUAUUAAUUAAUUAAAUACGGGUAAAAGAAUAAUUUAAGAUCACCAGACCUUUUCUUUCUAAUAAACUAUUGUCUGUUAAUGUAUUUUCUUAUUAAAUAACAUUGUUUCUAAAAAAAAUUACCUAUCGAAAGUAAUGGUGAUCUUAGAGAAUUUUUUUUUAUACAAUUUGAUAAGAACAUUGUGUGAAGCCGUUUAGAUUAAAACGUUCAGUGCCACGAUUUUUUAAAUAUUAAUGUCCAAUCGUAGAACAAACGGUGGCAUUGAACGUUAAUCUAUACUUAGAGGACGUCUAAAAGAUAAACAGAAAAUGUAGACAGUUCCCUUACAUCUUAACUACGAAGAUGUAGUUGUAUAUAGUUAAUUAAAAUUUGAAUCAUUCCAUUACAAAACCAUUAAUGUGGUUUAACAGUAUUUUACAAUAAAUUGUUUAAAAUCAAAAGUUUUUGUUUUAAUAA